CUCUCUUCCAGUAUAGUAAAACAAGAAAGCAUACAUUCUGGCUCCAUAAUUUCGGUCUGUUCAUUAGCAGCAGUCAAAUCGAUGUAAACACGUCAAAGUGUGGAAAGCUGGUCGAACUUGAACAAUCUGUGUUAUGUUUUUCGGUUUACUUAAUUUUACAGCGAAAUAAGUGCAGUUAUUUUGUAAAUUAUGACUCAGAGAAGCCUAACGGACGUUUUCCUCUUGAUGAGGAACAAUGCCAUUCGUAGCAGGCAGAUUUACCCGGACCAAGAUUCGUCAGAGCGAAUGCAUUUGGUGUCUCUAACCGACAUGGAUGACGGCUACUCGGAUAAAAACGAGAAAAUUCCCCCAGGCUGGAUUGACUAUCUUGAAAAGGCUCAAUUAAUAUUGCCCAGGCUAAAAUCCAAAAUUGCCGACUUAAAGUCGUUACAUUCCAGGCAUUUGCAUCGUUCCACCUUUGAUGAUACCCCAGAAGAUGAAAUAGCGAUAGGAAACUGCACACAAGACAUCACGAGAAUGUUCAACGAAAUCCACAGGCUCCUGCAGAUCAUCAAGAGCCAUUCAACUGAGAAUGGAGUCAAAGAACAGAGACUGACCAUAAAUGUUUACAGAUCUUUAGCCACUGCCUUGCAGGAGUUGUCGCAUACUUUCAGAUCGACACAGAAUAGCUAUUUAAGGCAAAUCCAGGGUAGAGAGGAUCGAUCAAAGAUGUACUUUGAUCAGACUGCUGAUAUCGACUUGUUGAAUAACGAUGGCGAGGAUAUUGACAAUUAUUUUAUUAAUUCCCAGAGAAUGUCCCAACAACAACUGCUGCUGCUGGAAGAGGAGAAUACUAGGUUCGCACAGGAAAGGGAGAAAGAAGUGAACGCAAUAGUGAAAUCGAUUGUAGAUUUAAACGAGAUUUUCAAAGAUCUCUCACAAAUGGUAGCCGAUCAGGGCACGGUUUUAGAUCGGAUAGAUUACAAUAUCGAAAACACACAAGUGCAGGUGUUUGAGGGUUUUAAGCAACUGCAAAAGGCCGACGCCUACCAAAGAAAAAACCGAAAAAUGUGCGCUAUCGUCACUCUUGCCGCUGUUAGUAUGUUGCUGUGCUUGAUUCUGAUUAUUGUUAAGUCUUAGUUGUCAACCCUUAAAUAAGGUGAUAAAAAUGUUAAAAUUGAUCUAUUCAUCAUAAUGUAUCUCUUCUAGUCAAGUGCUAAAUUGUUUUUAAACCCGUAUUAAUUACCCCUCAAAACCGAUGUACAUAGUGAAAUAUAAGGAGUCUAUUUUAGGCUGGCUGAGUAUUUUUGUGGAAUAAAAACCAUUCCCUUAA
Dendroctonus ponderosae (mountain pine beetle) is the source of this 1312-nucleotide messenger RNA. Its product is annotated as syntaxin-16. Gene Ontology annotation, cellular component: membrane; endomembrane system; SNARE complex. Gene Ontology annotation, biological process: vesicle fusion; vesicle-mediated transport; intracellular protein transport. Bases 190 to 1119 code for a protein of 309 amino acids. The record is from RefSeq and is a predicted model, not a curated record. Gene Ontology annotation, molecular function: SNARE binding; SNAP receptor activity. Lineage: Eukaryota; Metazoa; Arthropoda; Insecta; Coleoptera; Curculionidae. The transcript is spliced from 4 exons.